AUGUCUCUCCCUUCUCAUUUCACCCUCAAUACCGGCGCGAAGAUCCCGACCGUGGGAUUCGGGACAUGGCAAGCCAAGCCGUUGGAGGUGGAAAAUGCCGUGGAGGUCGCGCUGAAGCAGGGCUACCGUCAUAUUGACUGCGCUGCUAUCUAUCGCAACGAAACCGAGGUCGGCAAUGGUAUUCGCAAGUCAGGCGUACCGCGGGAGGAGAUCUUCCUCACUGGCAAGCUGUGGAACACGAAGCAUGCGCCAGAAGACGUCGAGCCUGCGCUGGAUAAGACACUGAAGGACUUGGGUGUUGAAUAUCUUGAUCUCUAUCUCAUGCACUGGCCUUGCGCCUUCAAAUCCAGCGACAAAUGGUUCCCCCUCGACGACAACGGCGUAUUCCAACUAGCCGACAUUGACUACGUCACAACAUACAAGGCAAUGGAGAAGCUGCUGGACACCGGCAAAGUCCGCGCCAUCGGAGUCUCAAACUUCAACGUCCGCCGUCUCGAAGACCUUCUAAGCAGAGUCUCCGUCGUCCCGGCCGCCAACCAAAUCGAAGCCCACCCCUACCUCCAACAACCCGAGCUCCUCCGCUUCUGCCAAAGCAAAGGUAUCAUAAUCGAAGCAUACUCGCCGCUCGGAAACAACCAGACCGGCGAACCCCGCACAGUCGACGAUCCCGUGGUCCAUGAAGUAGCGGGACAACUGAACAUGGACCCUGGCCCGCUCCUGGCGAGUUGGGGCGUGCAGCGCGGAACAGUCGUCUUGUCCAAGAGUGUCACGCCCUCGCGAAUCGCGGCCAAUCUUCAAGUUCAGCAACUACCCGAUGACGCCUUUGCGACUCUUUCGGCCCUUGAGCGUCAUAAGCGGUUCAACUUCCCGGCGUUCUGGGGCUAUGAUAUCUUUGAGGAGGUUGGGGAUGAGGCUGUGCGCAAGGCUGCAUUGGAUGCUGCCCCUGUUAAUAAGACUAAGUUUACUGUUUAG
This is a messenger RNA of Aspergillus mulundensis, 972 nucleotides long. RefSeq names its product NADP(+) coupled glycerol dehydrogenase. The record is from RefSeq and is a predicted model, not a curated record. Gene Ontology annotation, molecular function: aldose reductase (NADPH) activity. NCBI's taxonomy places the organism in Eukaryota, Fungi, Ascomycota, Eurotiomycetes, Eurotiales, Aspergillaceae. Bases 1 to 972 code for a protein of 323 amino acids. Gene Ontology annotation, cellular component: cytosol. The transcript has 2 exons.